Messenger RNA from Brassica oleracea var. oleracea, 597 nucleotides. Its product is annotated as zinc finger BED domain-containing protein DAYSLEEPER-like. The transcript has 3 exons. Gene Ontology annotation, molecular function: protein dimerization activity; DNA binding. The record is from RefSeq and is a predicted model, not a curated record. NCBI's taxonomy places the organism in Eukaryota, Viridiplantae, Streptophyta, Magnoliopsida, Brassicales, Brassicaceae. The coding region runs from base 1 to 597 and encodes 198 amino acids.
AUGGUGUCACCGAUGAAAGAGAAGUUUGAUAAGUAUUGGGAUGAAGUUAGUUGUGUUUUUGCAAUGGCAGCAGUCUUUGAUCCACGUUUCAAGCUUUCAUUUGUCGAGUGUUGCUUAGGGAAGCUUGACAUGAGUACACGUGAUGUAAAGUUGAAGAACUUGCGCCAGAAGCUGAGUAUUUUGUUCGAGUCUUACGACAAAAAAUCCAAGGCUAACUCACCUUCUACAGAGCCACGUGUGACGGUUCCACAAAAUGUCAGUUCUGCAGGAUCAAUGGGACUGUUUGGGAACUACCAAGAAUUCUUUAAAUUUCGCAAAGUCAACAGUGCUGCUACUGGAAAGACAGCUCUAGAAGCUUAUCUUGAUGAACCUCCUUUGGACAUUGAUAGUUUAGAGAGCUUGGACAUUCUCCAAUUCUGGAAAACUAACACUCAUCGUUAUGGUGAUUUGGCUGCAAUGGCUUGUGAUCUGCUCAGCAUUCCUAUCACAACAGUGGUUCCAGAGUCCUCCUUUAAAGAUGAAAUCGAUCCUGAAGAGGAGACAUUACCAUCUUUUGACUCCAUUGCCAAUGAGGAAAAUGAUGAUGAAGAAGUUUGA